CAACAACAUUUAAAUGUGUUGAAUAAAGUACACAUGUGAUUGUGAAUCACAACGUUGAUCAGGAAAAACAGGGAGUGCAGAAUUUUUUUUUUUUUAUCUGGCAGUCCAAGUUUAAAACAUUUAUCUUUCUUAUGUUUCCUUUAUUGCAGCAGAUGGAGGAGUUUGAGAGCAGUUCUCUGGGCCGGGUCACGGUGUACUCCAUCCAGGGCUGUCCACACUGUGUGCAGGCUAAAGCCAUCCUGGGGGGUCUGGGGGUCCCAGUGUGUGACGUGGAUGUGGGGAAGCAUCCGGAGCUCAGAGCCAGGGUGAAGGAGCUGACCGGACGCAGCUCCGUGCCUCAGAUCUUCUUCAACAACAUUCAUGUAGGCGGGAAUGAUGACCUUCAGAAAAUGGCUCCUGAAGAGCUGCAGAGGCUGGUGAAUGUUGUGAAGAAAGAGCCUCUUCCAGCAGACGCCCCCCCCCUCCCAGAGGAGAAUCCAACAGAGAGCACGUCGGGGGAGACGGAUGGAGAGUUUGUGUGUGAGAGAGAUGAGUUGGCGGACCUGGUAGAGAACUUCAAACAUGGCAAUGUGAUUGGCAGUCAUAGGAAGGGGCUGACAGUACACAAAAAGAGCUUCUCCAGUGACCAGCUGGUUGACUGGCUGCACAAAGAGAAGGGCAUGGCCAGGGCUGAGGCCUGUAGCACUGGCCAGGCCAUGAUGCAGAAGAAGUACAUGGUGAGUGUGCGUGGCUGUGGGGAGAAGGAAGGCUGUUUUGGAGAGGGGAGAGACGCUCUGUACAGGCUGCUGGAGCACGACCCUCACUCAGCCCUCAACGCAGGACGGAUGGCCGCCUGCAUCCCCAUCCCGGCUGCCGAGCUGUCUUUGCUUUUACGGGAGUUGAUCCUGAAAUUGUUCUCUGAACAUCUUUCUGCUGACGGCAAGUCUGUGGACUACAAGGGCAUGUCAGGUGACCCUGCCUUCGAGCGGUACUGUGAGCUGGCCAUCCAGCUGCAGCGGGUUGAGCUGCUCUCUCUCAGCAGGGAGGAGAAGCUGGCCUUCUUCAUCAACAUCUACAACGCCUUGGUCAUCCACGGGAACCUCCGCCUGGGGGCCCCCACCAACAUGCUGCAGAGAUACAAAUUCUUCAACUAUGUGAGCUACCUGAUUGGAGGAGAGUUGUUCACACUACAGGACAUUGAGAACGGCGUUCUGAGAGGGAACAGAAGAGGAAUGGCUCAGCUAUUAAGGCCCUUUUCCAAAACAGACCCACGACUACAGGUGGCGCUUCCAGACGCUGAGCCCCUCAUUCACUUUGCCUUGAACUGUGGAGCAAAGGGCUGCCCACCCAUCAAAACAUACACUCCAAAGGACAUCGACAGCCAGCUCCGCACAGCAGCAGAGGCCUUCCUGGAAAACGAUGACUCCUGCCUGGUGGAUUCUGGGAAAAGAGAAGUGCGACUCAGUCAGAUUUUCAAGUGGUACAAAGCUGACUUUGGAGGAACGGAUGAAAAGCUGCUGAAGUGGGUGCUGGAUCACAUGGGUGACUCCCCGAAGAAGAGCAGCCUGCAGGAUGUGAUAUCUGCUGGGAAGACCAAAGUCAUCUUCCUCCCUUACGACUGGAGCACCAACGGCACACACUGAGCAUCUCUCUGCUGCUCCAGUGUGUCUCUGCUUCUGUCCACUUCCUACUGAGCUGCAUCUCCUCUGAAACCAGAACGGUGACCAUGUGUUUCACAAAUGCAAUCCACUGGUCCUCAACCAUGCAAAUCGACGUUAUGCAAAACAAACUGUACAUUCAAGUGGUGAGAGGGGCGCGUUUGCACUGUCCCAGACUCAUACUUCUCCCCCGUGUUUAAAUGUCAUACGUUGUGUAUGAGUUGAACAUCAACGCUUUCAUUGGUUUGAAGCAACAAUAAUCGAGCUAUUUAGAAAUUAAGAUGUUAUUGACUUCCGUUAUUAUUGUACUAUGUUCAAUUUUAUCCUGAAACUUUCCCAAAUGAGUAAUCGAACCCCUACCCUAAGACUGAAUUUAGUGUGUUGAGAAACAAAAUCUAUAAUAUUUAUUGUAAUUGGUCUAAAUUCUUAAAAUCGGAUAUGGACCUACUUCAUAAACAACACCACAACUUAGAUCGCAUGAAAUCUGACUUUUGUAAUUCAGGGAAAACAAUGACAAAAUAGACUAGUGUUUUUUCUGCAAAAAACACCAUUUACCCAAAUACUGUAUGUACUGUAGUAAGACAAGAAAAUCUAACUGUCCUACAAAAAUGUACCAUUUCUUCAGAUUGUUCUUGGGCACGCACUUCAACCUUUGAAUUAGAAAGGAAAUUCAAAAAUGAACUAAAAGCAUACUGUAUAAUAAUUUAACAAUUCUCAACAUGGCUUCCAUGUCCUCAACACUAUGUCAGCAACUCAGGAGUCAUAGAUUGCCACCCUCUUCAGUCCAAUACAACACUCAGCAGGCGGUUCAUGUGGAGCAUUUAAUCAGAGCAGAGGUAGGCGAUACACACACCCUGCCUUGGAAAGCCAUAUUGAAGCCCUUUUUAAAUAACAAACAUACACAUUCAAGUUUAGCAGCUGCAGAUUCUCCUCAUUCUCCAAUGUUUUAAAAUACAGGUAAAGAAACUACAAGCUGUGGAAAUUAAACAUUAGUAUCCAACUUAUGGAUAUUAAAUAUUGAAAUAUAAAGACAACUUCGCCUCUGGCUGUAGAACAAGAUAACAUUAUUUGAAGCUCUUAACAAAAAAACUAUGAUAAUUAAUUUAUUAUAAAAGAAAAUCUUGUAUACAGUGCUUUUGCAUGGCUUGAUAAUUUUUUUAAUUAUUUUGUUACUUCCUUACUUUGUUAGCCUACAUGGAUGUCCACCCCUCUCUUUUUGAUCCAGGUCUUCCAUUUGAAAUGACAACUGCUGUGUUUUUAAGCGCAGCCAUUUAGUUGUGUGUGUGUAUAUAUAUAUAUAUAUAUGUGUAUAUAUAUAAUAUUUUGAAUUCUAGAAAUAUGUAUCAUAGCUACACCCCUUUGGGAAGCACUCUGACACUUUGCAUGUGUAUCACCAACUUUGAAUGCUUUUCAGACAUGUUUGUACUGUUUUUUUCACAAACAAAAAAGUUAACUGUUGGUCAGUGUGAGAUGUAUGGGCAGUUUGUCCAGAUAUUUCAAGGGUGUCUGCGGGAAGUGAAUGUCUUGAAUUAUUGUUUGUUUUAUUUCCCAGAUCAGUAGUCAUGAAUAUAAUUAAAUGUAGCAGUUUGUGUGUAGAUUAUAUUACUUUAGGGUUUCUGCCUUUAAAUCUGUACAGGACCUACCUUUGGUUCCAUAAUUGAAGGAUUUUCUUAUCUCAGGUCAAAUGAAAAUGUGAGCAAACGAUGUUAGGGUGUCUGAUGUCAUCGAUGCAUGUUGUGUAUAACAUGUCCAUCUCUCUCCAUAUUCCUUUGCUAAGACAUCGUCUCUUAGUCCUUAAACUAUAAGCAGCACGAGAGCAUAUGGUGAAAUAAGCAUGUGUUAAAAACUGGAAUGCAUUCGCUGCACGACUCUGGAAACUGUUGAAAGCUGUUCUGUAGCCGGACAGCCCGUCAACUCUAGAGCCUGUUAUUGGAAUGCAAUAGAUUGAGAAUAUAACCUAAGUUCAUGUUACUCUAUUGUUUAGUGACUGAUGGUAAAAUACACUUUGUUGGCUAAACUGGACUGAACAAGUACAUUUUAUUUACGUAUUUAGAUUUUCCCUGAUAGAACCUUGUGUAUCAGGAAAAUGUGACGCAAAAAGUUUUUAAAAAAAGAAAUUGUAAUAUAUUCUAUUUCCUCUUUCCUGGGGUGAACAAUAAAGCAAUAUGUUUGUCAACAAUAAAUAUGCAAUGCCUGAACUUAA
Notothenia coriiceps (black rockcod) is the source of this 3840-nucleotide messenger RNA. RefSeq lists its product as uncharacterized. The transcript is spliced from 10 exons. Gene Ontology annotation, molecular function: electron transfer activity. The record is from RefSeq and is a predicted model, not a curated record. The coding region runs from base 132 to 1622 and encodes 496 amino acids. Lineage: Eukaryota; Metazoa; Chordata; Actinopteri; Perciformes; Nototheniidae. Gene Ontology annotation, biological process: intracellular signal transduction; cell redox homeostasis.